This is a messenger RNA of Morone saxatilis (striped sea-bass), 3585 nucleotides long. RefSeq names its product free fatty acid receptor 2-like. NCBI's taxonomy places the organism in Eukaryota, Metazoa, Chordata, Actinopteri, Moronidae. Gene Ontology annotation, molecular function: G protein-coupled receptor activity. Bases 240 to 1262 code for a protein of 340 amino acids. Gene Ontology annotation, biological process: cellular response to fatty acid; G protein-coupled receptor signaling pathway. The transcript has a single exon. Gene Ontology annotation, cellular component: plasma membrane. The record is from RefSeq and is a predicted model, not a curated record.
AGCCCUCGAGGAAACGAUGAGCGUUGGUUUAUCGGUGGGGACAGGAAAACCACGCUGUCUCACCGGGUUUGUUCCAGGCCGCUGACCCAAUAAGAAGCCUUCGUCUCCAGCGGUUCUAACUGCCUGACAGAUCAAACCUCCCUCUGCUGCGGUGUAUUCAUUCCCUCCAGAGCCAAGGACAUAAUGUGACACAUCUCGACCCUUAACUGAGUGACUGACUGACAAACACCGAGGCCACCAUGCAGGAGUGCCACACUGGGCUGUGUCUGUCUGUCUACAUCAUUACCUUUGUCCUGGGCUUCCCGGCCAAUGUCCUCGCCUUCUACACUUUCUGCAAGAAAGUGAGGCAGAAACCUACACCGAUUGACAUCCUGCUCCUCAAUCUGACCAUCUCUGACCUCCUCUUUCUCCUCUUCCUGCCCUUCAAGAUGCAGGAAGUCAUGAACAACAUGGUCUGGGACAUGCCCUAUGUCCUAUGCCCACUGUCUGGCUUCAUCUUCUACAUGACCAUCUACAAUAGCACCUUCUUCCUCACUGCAGUCAGCGUAGAGCGCUACCUGGGUGUGGCUUACCCCAUCCAGCACUCCCUGAAGCGGCGACCUGUGUACGCUGUCGCCGCUAGCAUCUUCUUCUGGAUUUUCACCUUUAUCCACCUGAGCAUUGUGUUUAUUGUGCCAUUUAUCGGCCCUGAAAACUCUCCGAAUACCACCUUAAGCCACAAUGACUCAGCUAGCCCUGAUACUGAAGAGAAAAAGAGGAAGGUGUGUUAUCAAAACUUUACUGAGGCUCAGCUGAGUGUCCUCCUGCCAGUACGCCUGGAGCUCUGUGUGGUACUUUUCUGCAUCCCUUUCCUGAUUUGUAGUUUCUGCUACAUCAACUUCAUCAGGAUUCUGUCCAAGCUGCAGCACAUUGACCGGCGCCGGCGCCUGCGGGCCAUUGGCAUGGCACUGGGAACGCUGCUGGUGUUUGCUUUAUGUUUUGGCCCAUAUAACGUCUCGCACGUUGUCGGUUUUAUUACAUGGAGAAGUCCUGACUGGAGAGACAAAGCCCUGCUCUGCAGCACCUUUAAUGCUUGUCUAGACCCUCUCAUUUUCUACCUCUCCUCCUCCGCUGUGAGAGGGAAUGUGGGUAGCAUGAUGGAAGGGGUUAAAAGUCGCCUAAACAGGUGCAUGUCCUGUCACAUGUUCAGGGCCCUGCGGGGGACGGUUAACAAGACUGAAAAAGAUAAGGGACACAAACAAGAGGAGAUCAAUACUAUCUAAGCUGACUGAAAGGAAACUGUGAGCAGCUGCCUUCACUAAUUUAUUAUUUCUUCAUCCCUGGAAGCAGGAAAUUAAUGACGUGUUUAUGUUUUUACAAAUAAGAAUAUGACAUGGUAUACUGUAUACAGUGCAGUGUGUGUCCCUAUUUGACUCUCUGAUGAACUUCCUAAUUGGAAACGAGACAAAAUAAGAAAACGUCUGUCUGUCUGAGAAGGCCACCGUUUUUAUGCAGUGUAAUGUGUAAAGCCACAGAGACAGGCUACUUUGAACUGUCACAGUUACGUGACAAAAAAUUCUUACAUAACAACAAGAUUUCACAAGAUCUCCUUUAAUGCAGUUGCAGGUGUUGUCGAGUGCUGCGGCACAGACGCCAACAAAAUGAAUAUCUAAGCAACAGCUUCGGACGUCAUCUCUAAGCAAUAAGAGAUAAAGCUUUCCUUCCAACAUGCUUGUUGUCAGAUACUGUGGAAAAAAAUUCGAACUGUGAAGUGUGAGAUAUGAAAGAAGAUUCAAGCGUGUUGAAAAUGACCUUGUGUUUGUACAACUUUACAAAAACAUAGUUUGCAGCUAAUAUACAGUUUGCUUUUUAUGUGAACAUAUAUUUGUGUAUUUGGCUUUUCUUAUGCAGAUUUUAGUUUGCACAAUUUUAUAUUUAUACUUGCAUUUGAUUCAAAAUUUUUUUAUUGUCAUAUGGACAUACACAGUCAUAUUUCCACCAUUAUUAGGUAGUAUACAAUGUAAGAAUAUAUGUUAAUGAAUUGCAUGUGAAAUUAUGCCUGAAAGCUGUAUGACAGGGGCUGUAGUAAUAUAAGACAAAACGCAAAAACAAUAUUUUCAUAAACAAAUUAUAUAAACAUAUUUUACAUAAUUUAUGACAGUUAGGUAAGCUUAUUAGGUGAUUUUGUUUGUGUAUGUAUAUGAAUGUCAUAGAUGACAGCAGAGGAAAAGAAAGUGAACCCCAGAUAUACUAUUUUCAUACACAAGUCAUACAUUUACGUAAUUUAUGACCAAAAUAUUGUUUUGUAUGGGCAGCAGUCAGAUUCAAGGUGAUUAUGUUUGUUUGUGUGUGUGUGUGUGCAUGAAAGAGGAGAGAUAAGGACUAAUUUGUUUUUUAAAGGGAGUGAUGAACAUGAACAUAAAUAUCCACCAUAUCCACCAGAUCAAGGUCAUGUUAUUAUAUAAAAUGUAUACCUCUUUUAUAUAUAUAAUGACAUUCAUAAAAGUAGUUUUAAAUAAAAAUAAGGAUUAAGUGUGAGCAAUAGCAAGUUUAUUGAGCCUGUUUUUGACAUCACUAAUCUGGUUAUACUGUAGAUUCAUCAUCUUGCUCUAAAUUUAAUGGUCAUUAUUACUGGCAGCAUUUGGCACUUUCGGCAGUGGGGGCAGGCCUAAAUAUAAAAGGCCUAAAUAUAAAAUGAACUUCCUCCAACACGUGAAUCAAGAUCUUACCCCACACACAUAAACAAUGCUAUCACACAAGCAAAUGCUGGCAUCGACCGUAAUCCUGUUUUGAGAGGAUUAGGCCUGCGUGGAGGUUGAGCUGAUCACUGUAUCUGUUUGACAGGUGGAUCAUGCAUGAAGCAUUCAUUUUGACACACAGACCCGGGUGAAUGACUAAGAUGUGCGGACUACCAGCCAGUGACACAAUGAGCAAAUUCAAAAACACGCUAGUCAGCACGCCACAGCGAUAAAGAGUUACAGAGAUAAAUAGCUUUGAUUUGCAGAAAGAAAUCGGCAUAGCAUCAAUGUUCAGAGGCUAUACAGUACGUGAAAGCCAGGCUGAAUAUAAAACAAGAGGUUUAAAAAUGGCAGACACUUUCAAAUAUGAGAGAGAAAGAACUGUUAAGACAGAAUGAUUCCUAUUUUUACAGCAAUGACUUGAUUUGUGUGAUGUUGUUUGUCAAAGGUUGGUCUUCUGAGAUGAGCCACACUGGUCCUUUUUUUGUUUUCUCUCCUAUUUCAUUUUGUGUUUCCUGGAAGACAAUAAUUGGUUGUUGCGUCAGUGUUGACUUUUUCCAACAAUGUGUGAUAGGUCACAGGGAUAAGGCAAUAAGAAAAACAGCCCUGUGCAUGUGUGUGCGUACAUGAUGUGUUUGCCAAAGGCAGAGAAGAACAUUGUACUCACAUGGCCCACAUCAUUUUCCCUGCAGGCAGAAAUGUUUGACUGCUGUAGAGCGCAAGAUCACAUAAAUUAAACAUUGUUUUUUAACAACUUCCUGUAAUUCUUGCUAAAAGGUUUACUCACUCACCUUCUAAUAAAAACACGACUAUCACUGCAGAGAGGAAACACAUCUUGAGAAUAUUCAAGUGUCCAAUCAGCUCGUUA